Molecule: messenger RNA, 2136 nt
Organism: Limulus polyphemus (Atlantic horseshoe crab)
Lineage: Eukaryota; Metazoa; Arthropoda; Merostomata; Xiphosura; Limulidae
Product: complement factor B-like
Exons: 12
Coding region: 95-2110 (671 amino acids)
Biological process (GO): proteolysis; complement activation
Cellular component (GO): extracellular region
Molecular function (GO): serine-type endopeptidase activity
Source: RefSeq, a predicted model, not a curated record
ACGACAACAAUGUUUUAUGUGGAAGGUUUUUCUUGUAGAGGAUCGUAUUAUUUAAAUUUCUACUGUUUCCAUCACAGCAUUUUGCAUUACCGUGAUGCGCUGGCUUCCCUUUUUAAGCUCAUUUCUGCUAUUUCUACAAUUCAGUUUUGGUAGUAAGUGUCCGCCAUUACCAUUUUCCGAGGUUAAGCAUGGAAGUCUUGUGCGAAAAAACCACAAGCAAGUCGUCGUUAAAUGUGAUAAAGGCUACUUUUUAGGUGGAGGCCAAAGAAACUUGAUUUGUCGCAAUGGAAAAUGGAAUGAGCGAAUCCCAUACUGCAUUUUUGCUGAUAUGCAAUGUCAUCCCCCUCCUCAUGUUCCACAUGCUAACGUUAUUGGUGACAACUUUGAGGUCGGACAGUCUGUCUUAUACGUGUGUCACGAAGGUUACAGUUUGGUGAAAGGCGAUGGUAAGAUGACGUGUUUGGCUGGCGGGAAAUGGGGUGUACAUAAACCUAUAUGUGAAGCUGACGUACAAGACGUGAGAGAUGUAGCUAACAGGUUGGGCAACUCGUUCAUCAACAAAUUGGGAAGUAUCUCAAGCACCAGUAAGUACUAUACUAAACCAAUUAACUCGUGCAUCAACAAAUUGGGAAGUAUCUCAAGCACCAGUAAGUACUAUACCAAACCAAUUAACUCGUUUAUCAACAAAUUGGGAAGUAUCUCAAGCACCAGUAAGUACUAUACCAAACCAAUUAACUCGUUUAUCAACAAAUUGGGAAGUUUCUCAAGCACCAGUAAGUACUAUACCAAACCAAUUAACUCGUUCAUCAACAAAUUGGGAAGUAUCUCAAGCACCAGUGCUGCCCGCGCAUUGGGUCCUGACAUCGAGUUUCUUGGAUUGGAAAUGGUUUUUGUCAUCGAUAGAUCCAGUAGUAUUUCAUCAAAAGAUCUUAACAGAGCUAAGAUGUUUUUAAAUUACCUUGUGGACCAGUUUGGUGUAAAUAAUACUGUUAAUAAAGGGGGCACUCGUCUUGCUGUAGUAACGUUUGGGACUAAAGCUCAACUGCUACUCAACUUAAACAACAAAACUGUGGAUACCCCAGACAAAGCUAAAAUCAUUAUCAACAUGAUUCCGCCUCAAGGAGGUGGAAGUGAUAUGGGAGAUGCAUUUUCGAAGGUUUUUGUUGAUGUUACUCCAGUCUUACGUAAAGGAGCCAAAAGAGCCUUAUUUCUGGUAACUGAUGGAGAACCAACUGACCAGGAAAUUUCCCCAGAAGAAUAUAUUUCCAAUUUAAAAGAGGGAAAUGAUUUUGAGGUAUUUAUUAUUGGAAUUGGUACAACUAUCAACCCUCAGAGGCUGAGAUCAAUGGUUACAGAACCAUCAAAACAUCAUUACUUCCAGCUUCAAAAGUUUGAAGACUUCAGUGAUAUCAUAUGGUUUAUCAAAAACAAACCGACGGAAGCUCCUCCACCAGGGCCAGAGAAGUGUGGUUAUCUUCCAGAGAAGGAUGAAGAAGUCAAGGAAGAAAACCCAAACAUUUUGGAUGAUUGGCCAUGGAUUGCUACCAUCUACACAAACAUAGGGAUGGCCAAAAAUAACAUGUCGGGAGAAAUAGGACUUUGCGGUGGAGUUCUGUUGUGUGACCAAUGGGUGCUUACGGCAGCAAGUUGUUUACAUACAUUUGAUAGAAGAGCCAUGGUGGCCGUGGACAUGAAACAAGUGUUUGUGGUUCUUGGAGAAAACGUCCUGACAGAGGAAGAUCAAACUCAAAGGAACUUCUACGCUAAACAAAUUAAACUUCAUCCAAAUUACACGAUGAGCCAUGAACAUGACUUAGCUUUAAUAAAGUUAAAUGAACCUGUUCCUUUGAACGUCAUCUAUCGUCCCGCUUGUCUUCCAGACCAAAAACGUCUGCUUCCCUUAUCGGAAGAUAUGCGAAUUAGCGUAGAACUUGCCGGUUGGGGAGCUCCAGUAUUUGACGAGAACGAGGACAUUUACGGAAUUACAGCUGCAACUGCGAACAAUAAGCUGUCCACAGUAAAUUUACGUCUUGCAGAUCACUUGAUAUGUAAAGACAAGAUAAGGGACAUUCCCGUGAGCUCCCACAUGUUCUGCGCAGGAUUCGAGUAAGUAAUUGGGAACAGAUUCCAGAAAAA